Messenger RNA from Zalophus californianus (California sea lion), 2431 nucleotides. RefSeq names its product C-C motif chemokine receptor 4 (gene CCR4). The transcript has 2 exons. Lineage: Eukaryota; Metazoa; Chordata; Mammalia; Carnivora; Otariidae. The coding region runs from base 83 to 1165 and encodes 360 amino acids. Gene Ontology annotation, cellular component: membrane. The record is from RefSeq and is a predicted model, not a curated record. Gene Ontology annotation, molecular function: C-C chemokine receptor activity. Gene Ontology annotation, biological process: G protein-coupled receptor signaling pathway; chemotaxis; immune response.
CGGACCUUCCUCAGAACCACUGUCAGAAAAGCAAGCUUCUGGUUGGGCUCAGACCUGAGUCAAGGUGCUGGUAGAUUUGAAAAUGAACCCCACGGAUAUAGCAGACACCACCCUGGAUGAAAGCAUCUAUAGCAAUUACUAUCUCUACGAAAACAUCCCCAAGCCUUGCACCAAAGAAGGCAUCAAGGCGUUUGGGGAGCUCUUCUUGCCCCCUCUCUACUCCCUGGUCUUUCUGUUUGGUCUCUUUGGAAAUUCUGUGGUGGUUGUCGUCCUGUUCAAGUACAAGAGGCUCAAGUCCAUGACGGAUGUGUACCUGCUCAACCUUGCCAUCUCGGACCUGCUCUUCGUGCUCUCCCUCCCUUUCUGGGGCUACUAUGCUGCAGACCAGUGGGUUUUUGGACUAGGUCUCUGCAAGAUUAUUUCCUGGAUGUACUUGGUGGGCUUUUACAGUGGCAUCUUCUUCAUCAUGCUCAUGAGCAUCGACAGAUACCUGGCGAUUGUGCAUGCGGUGUUUUCCUUGAGAGCGAGGACCCUGACUUAUGGGGUUAUCACCAGCUUGGCCACGUGGUCCGUGGCUGUCCUGGCCUCCCUUCCAGGCCUUUUAUUCAGCACCUGUUAUACUGAGCACAACCAUACCUACUGCAAAACCGAGUACUCUCUCAACUCUACGAGGUGGAAGGUGCUGAGCUCCCUGGAGAUCAACAUUCUUGGACUGGUGGUUCCCUUGGGCACCAUGCUGUUCUGCUACUCCAUGAUCAUCAGGACAUUGCAGCACUGCAAAAACGAGAAGAAGAGCAAAGCGGUGAGGAUGGUCUUUGCUGUGGUGGCCCUCUUCCUGGGGUUCUGGGCACCUUACAAUGUGGUGCUCUUCCUGGAGACACUGGUGGAACUGGAGGUCCUUCAGGACUGCACCUUUGAAAGGCACUUGGACUACGCCCUUCAGGCCACAGAGACCCUGGCUUUUGUCCACUGCUGCCUCAAUCCAGUCAUCUACUUUUUCCUAGGGGAGAAAUUCCGCAAGUACAUCGUACAGCUCUUCAAAACCUGCAGGGGGCCAUUCAUGCUCUGCCAAUACUGCAGGGUCCUCCAACUCUACCCGCCAGACACUCCCAGCUCAUCCUACACGCAGUCCACGGGGGAUCACGAUCUCCAUGAUGCUCUGUAGAAAAUGAAGAGGCAAAAGAUGGAGUCAAGCGUCCCGCGUCAAGAGCUUAAAAUUGUAUUAUAGUAAGAGUUCCUGAGCAAGUGGCAGGAAGAAGACUUACAUCCACAGCCGAGCGCGGGCUUUUCACCCCGCAGUCAGCUUUUCCUCUUGCCACAGGCAAGUUCAGUGCAGCAAGAGCUCAAGGGGGCUGCGGCAGCCCUCCUGUCUCCUGGCCUGCCCGCAGGGAUGAGUAAACCGAAGGAGAGCGCUAAGCAGCAUUUCAGUGAGGCUAUCCAUAAUCCUGUAAGGGAAGGACCAUUCAUUCCCUUCUAACUCGAACUGAUUGCGUUCUCCAGGAGGAACUGUGGAGGAUUGACUGGUGCAAUCAAUUGCUACUCCUUGCUGCUCGCUGUGAAAAAUGGGCCCUUUUAAUGAACUUCUAGCUUUUGUGGAACAAUACAGAAAACUUUGGCAUGCCGUCCUAGGGCUUUUCUAAUAAUAUAUCUGAAGCAUGGUGUAUUCCCGGAAGCCGGGUGUACUCAGAAACAAAUAGCGAAGUAAUGAACCUGGAUCUUGAGUCUUUCAUUUUAAAGGAUGAUCUGUUAAUGGAAGCCAAACUUUUGAUGCUGAUUACAAGUGUAAGGAUGUGAAGGCAUUAGCAUUGUCUGAUUUCCAAACGUGAAAUACAAGGCAUUAAAAGAUCCAAACACAUUUGUGGAGAUUCAAACACACUUUCAUAUGCUUGUGAGAAUGUUUUGUUUUUAUUAUAACAGAUGAAUAUUCAAAUUUCACAAAUAAUAUGUAGGUGCAGAUACAUUUAUUUAGGGUCUCUUAUUCAUGUACAGAGCCUUCAAAACUAAAAAUAACAAGGUCUAAUGAAGUAUGACAAUGCUUCCUUAAUAAGUUUGAAGUACCUGCCAUCAAGCAAGGCAAGAAUAAUCAACUAACAGUUAUUACUGAUGUGGCAUAAACUGGACCGUCAAAAAAUUAUGAAGUUGUGAAAAAUGUCAUCCUGUCUUUUAAAAUAUUGGCCUCCUUUUUAACUGUUGGAUGACUCAAAAUUUCAGUCAUUUCUUACAGGUCAUAAUCAUUAAUUGUUUGACACCAUUAAAAUAAAUCUCUGUUCUUACAGCCUUAAUUAAUCAGAAUUAAGUAGAGACUUUAAUCAAGUCGGGAGAGACCUGUAAUCCCUCUCCCCAAAAAACUUGUCUUGCAAACUAUUAACUGAGUUAUCUGUUUCAAAUGCUUCUGUAAGUUUACACAUUAUUACAUGCUCUACAUUUAUAA